AUGCGUCGCGAAUCGGAAGACAGCCAAAACCCUGCAGCCAAACACAACCCGAAACAGUAUUCGAAGAUUCUUCAACUAAAAAACAAUGGGAAACUUGUACAAGCAAGUAUUUAUGGCCGUGUAAUUGUCCAAUUGAGUGUUGGUUAUAUCAUAUAUGGCUACAGUUUCCAGGCUAAGAUUAAUGUUUGCUUUUAUAAGGUGAUGAUGAUAUGGCUUAGUGUGGCAACUGGAAAAUCUUCGGUCAUAUUAGUAAAGAUUGCUAGCACAACAGAUGUCAAUUUUGAAUGGUUAAAGCUUUUGAGUUUUGCUAUGUAUAUUCGGGUUAAGCGUAACAAAACAACUUACUUCAUCCAGUGCGAUCCAACUGAGAAAACUCUGGAUAUCAAACAGAAAUUGAAUGCCCUCAUUGAUCAACCAGUUAAUGAUCAGCGGUUGAUCUUAGUUGGAACAGGGGAAGCAUUGGAGGAUUCAAAGUCGCUGGCAGAGCAGAAGGUGGAAAAUGAUGCUGUUGUGGCACUAACCUUAAGAAAAGAUGACAAUGAAUUUGAGGAUGUCAACAUUGUGCAGCCAAAUGAUUUUUACCAGUCUCGUGAUGCAGAUGGUGCAAAUUGGUGA
Molecule: messenger RNA, 615 nt
Organism: Dovyalis caffra
Lineage: Eukaryota; Viridiplantae; Streptophyta; Magnoliopsida; Malpighiales; Salicaceae
Source: the annotation of a GenBank genome assembly